Leptopilina boulardi is the source of this 988-nucleotide messenger RNA. RefSeq lists its product as uncharacterized. The record is from RefSeq and is a predicted model, not a curated record. The transcript is spliced from 6 exons. Lineage: Eukaryota; Metazoa; Arthropoda; Insecta; Hymenoptera; Figitidae. Bases 78 to 830 code for a protein of 250 amino acids.
AUAUUUCAUUGUUCAACUGUGAAGUGCUUUGUGUCGUUCGACUUACGUCUUCAUCAGGUCUUCAAAUAACAGAUAAAAUGGAUUUCACAAGCAAUGAAGCCAUAGAAGCAAUUAAGUUUUGGGACAGGACAGUAGAAUUAGUUUGUUUCGUUGAUACUGUUCAACCUUCAAAAAUGACUGGAAAAUCACAAUUGUUAAAAUUUUUUGUAAGCAAUGGAAACGGAAAAAAAAUUCAGUGCGUCAUUUGGGGAGAAAAUGAUAUCAGAUCCUUGGAAAAUAAAAUUCAUGUGAACAAGAUAUUACAUAUUGAUGGUGCCUUAGCAAGAGUUCCGACAAAAGUAGAAUUUAAUAAAGGGAAUGUUUCAUUUGAACUUCAGUUAUUUUCAACGACUGAAGUUAAUGAAAUUGGAGAACACAUCAUAGAAGAUGAAGAACCCGAACUUAAUGAGGUAGAUUUACCAGACGUAGUUCACCAUGAAAAUACCACAAUUAAACUCUCUUGUUACAUUAAAAGUAAGUUUGUGUAUCAAAGUGUUGGAGUAAAUAGAAAUGUAGGUACCUUCGGUUGCGGUUCGGUGACUGACGGACAUUUUAAGUUGGAAGUCAGAAUUGCUGAUUUUAAAAACACAUUGAAAUGUGAAAAAGGGUCAGCUAUAAAUAUAAUUGGAAGAAUUCAAACUCAGGGUCCAAGAAUUUAUCUACAAGUUGAUUCGGAAAUGAAUAUACAGUUGGAAGAAAGGGAUCCACUGCCGAUCGGAGAUGUUCUACUUGGAUUUAGGGAGUUAAAACGAGUGAACGAAGGCCAAAUAGGAAGAGAAGACGUGGAAUAGGAGUACUUCCUAUUAUUUAGUACACUACCUCUAUUAUUUUCGUUUAUAAAGAAAAAAUUAAUUUUUAUUUAAACCAAAGACAUGAAGUAAGUAAUUAAUUACAAAAAAGUUUUGUUUCUAUUUCUAAAUUUAUUAGUUACUUCUUAUUAAAAAUAUAU